Messenger RNA from Guillardia theta CCMP2712, 783 nucleotides. RefSeq lists its product as hypothetical. Gene Ontology annotation, molecular function: protein serine/threonine kinase activity; ATP binding. Gene Ontology annotation, cellular component: cytoplasm. The transcript is spliced from 13 exons. NCBI's taxonomy places the organism in Eukaryota, Cryptophyceae, Pyrenomonadales, Geminigeraceae. Gene Ontology annotation, biological process: protein phosphorylation. Bases 1 to 783 code for a protein of 260 amino acids. The record is from RefSeq and is a predicted model, not a curated record.
AUGAUGUCAAAGAAAAGGAUGCUCGAGGACGACGACGACAGGGGUCCGGACAAACGCAGGAACAGCCUCCUCAUAGAUCAAGAAACUCGUUCGUAUCAGAGAAUGUACGUUGCCUGCGUCAACGCGUGCAUCGAUCAGAAUCCUCCUCCUACCCUCGUCAUGGUUCUGGAGGCUCAGGACACCAACUUGCAUCAGAUCAGCUCCAAGAUCAUGCCAGAAGCUGUCAUGUCAACGGUCAUUCAUCAAGUCUUGCAAGCUCUUUUCUACGUGCACAAACUUGGCAUCAUUCACGGUGGAAUCGACGCAACUGCAGUCUACAUUGCAUUCAAUGGAAAAGUUCGACUCGGCAACUUCUACAACUCAAGUUAUGCCGAUCAACCAAAGUGUCGGGGCAAACUUGAGUUGAUGGCACCAGAGAGAAUGUUGGGAAUUGAGAACACUUUGAAAAGUGAUAUCUGGAGCCUGGGCGUUAUGAUGUUCAAAAUUCUUACCGGACAACAUGAGCCUUUCGGGAAGUGCACAAACAAACUUCAGUAUAAGAGCACGUCGAGGAACGUCGGUAAACGUCCAACUGUUGCUGAGCUGCUCGACAUGCCCUUCGUGGGAAAGGCGCUGGGAGGCGUGAAUGGCAAGCGAACUUGGCCGACAGCCAAGACCUCUCAAUCCGUCCUUGCCAGUUGGGUGCAAAACGUGCUGACCGGGGGAGUAGCAAACAACGAGAGCGAGGAGACGGUGGGCAAGCAGAUCAUGGAGGUACUGGAGGAAGAUCAGAUGAGCCCGUGA